UUUCACUAAAGGGUAAUUUCCCACUAGGUAAAAUCACUUUUCGAAAUAGUCUUUGCAUUGGAUAAGUGUAUAGCCAGAUUGACAUAGAACCUUUCAGGGAAUUACACUGACACAAGUUGCUAGACUUCAAAACAGAAAUGUGAUGAUACUGCAAUAAAGCACAUGUAUCACUAGUCUGAUACUGCGACAAACUGGUCGAAGAAGCAGCAAAGACAGGACUCCAGGUGAACAUAGACAAGACGGAGGUUAUGAAAAUAACCAACCAACAACAACAACACAGCAGCAGCAACAUCCAGCGCCAAUCACCCUCAACGGGAUGGAUUUGAAAGAGGUUACUUCAUUCACUUAUCUAGCGAGCAUUGUCUCAACUACAGGAGGAACGGACGAGGAUGUCAGAUUGAGAAUCGGGAAGGCGAGAAACACAUUCAUCAACCUGAAACCAAUCUGGAAGUCUUCGUCACUCAGCCUGCAUCAACAACAAAAUUCGGAUUUUCAAUACAAACGUCAAGUCAGUCAGUUCUUCUUUACGGAUCAGAAACUUGGCCAGUGUGUCACAAAGAAUAUUUCCAACAGCCUGUUGCAGACCUUUAUCAACAACUGUCUUCUUUCUAUACUGAAGAUCAGAUGGCCGGAAAGAAUCACCAACAAGAAACUAUGGGAAAAAACAAAACAAGAACCAAUCGCUAAACAAAUAUGCAGGAGAAAGUGGAGAUGGAUUAGACACUCGCUGAGGAGGCCGCUGGGUGACAUCGCGCGUCAGGCCAGUGCUCGAGUGGAACCCGAAAGGGAAGCGGCGAGUGGGACGUCCAAGGGUGACAUGGAAGAGAUCGUGUGCAGAGGAGCUGAAACAGUAUCGACUUACAUGGAUGCAGGUGAAAAGUACAGCAGAAGACAGAAAGAAGUAGGAGACUUGCAGUUGAAACCCUAUGUUCCACUAGGAACCCAAGGGAGCAUUAAUAAUAAUAAUAAUCACUAGUC
Messenger RNA from Trichobilharzia szidati, 978 nucleotides. NCBI's taxonomy places the organism in Eukaryota, Metazoa, Platyhelminthes, Trematoda, Strigeidida, Schistosomatidae. The record is from the annotation of a GenBank genome assembly.